GCAACGUACGUUACGAUUCCCGUUGAUAAUUUGUUCUUUUUAUAUUAUUUUUCAUUAAUAAUUUUACGAAUUUAAUUUAAGUUUUCCAUUGCCGAAACUCACGGAGAUCGUUUCUAACAAAUUUUCAAAACCAAAAAUAUCGAUUCGAUUAUCAUUUUCCAAAAAAAAAAUAAUAAUGAGUAAUUUGCAGCAGCAGCAGCAGAGACCCAGGCGCCGUUGCGAAGGUACGGCCAUGGGCGCCAUCGUUCUUGAUCUCCGACCUGGCCUCGGAAUUGGGCCUUUCACCCUUGGUAUGCCAAUUUGUGAGGCUUUUGCUCAAAUUGAACAGCAGCCUAACAUUUAUGAUGUUGUCCACGUUAAGCAUUUUGAUGAGGAUCCACUGAAAUUAGAUAUUGUUAUUAGCUUUCCCGAUCAUGGUUUUCAUCUUCGUUUUGAUUCUUGGUCACAGAGGUUACGCCUUAUUGAAAUAUUUGAUGUAAAGCGUCUUCAAAUGCGCUAUGCCACUUCUCUAAUUGGGGGACCGUCGACUCUAGCUACUUUUGUAGCUGUAUAUGCACUUUUUGGGCCUACGUUUCCUGGAAUUUAUGACAAAGAUAGAGGAGUUUACCUUCUAUUCUAUCCAGGUCUAUCGUUUGCUUUUCCAAUUCCAAACCAGUAUACUGACUGCUGCCAUGAUGGGGAAGCUGAACUACCAUUAGAGUUUCCAGAUGGCACAACACCUGUUACAUGUCGCGUCUCUGUAUAUGAUAGUUCUACAGACAAAAAAGUUGGGGUUGGAUCUUUAAUGAAUAAGGCAUCUGCUCCUCCACUACCAGUGGGUAGCCUUUACAUGGAAGAGGUGCAAAUCAAGCUUGGGGAAGAAUUGUACUUCACUGUUGGUGGCCAGCAUAUUCCUUUCGGUGCAUCACCUCAGGAUGUAUGGACCGAAUUAGGUCGUCCUUGUGGAAUUCAUCAAAAGCAGGUUGAUCAAAUGGUCAUUCACUCUGCCUCAGAUCCUCGUCCACGUACAACUCUUUGUGGUGAUUAUUUCUACAAUUAUUUCACCAGAGGACUUGACAUCUUAUUCGAUGGGCAGACUCAUAAAAUCAAGAAGUUUGUUUUGCAUACAAACUAUCCUGGUCAUGCUGAUUUCAAUUCUUACAUAAAAUGCAAUUUUGUUAUUUUUGGUAAUAAUCUUGGGAGUUCAUAUCAGGAUACUAAACACAGGAUAAAUCCAAGCACAAAGUGGGAGCAAGUGAAGGAAAUCCUUGGGGACUGUGGCCGGGCUGCUAUCCAAACACAAGGCUCUACAAGCAAUCCUUUUGGAUCCACUUUUGUAUAUGGUUAUCAAAAUGUCGCAUUUGAGGUGAUGAAGAAUGGUUAUAUCGCAACCGUGACACUUUUUCAAUCAUUGUGACCGUAUUGUCUGGUACAUUGCAUCGUCUGUCUGGUGUCAUUAUCUUCUUUUCUUUUUCAUAAUAUUUUUUUUGUAUCAUGUUAUUGCUGCUCUGCUGUGACAUAAAAGAAUCAUUUGGUAAAAACUUGCAGAUUGUAUCAAAGCAGCAAAAAUCUACUUGUAGAAACUUAAAAACAUGGUGGUGGGGAAAGUAUGACAAAUGUACAGUUUAUGUGUUGACGUGUAUAGUUUGUUGUUUGAUUUUAUGGAUAUUGUAAUUAUGUAUUUUACAUUGUGAAUAUGUUUUUUAAUUUAAUAAAAAUUAUAAAAAACUUUAUUUUGUCC
Cannabis sativa is the source of this 1720-nucleotide messenger RNA. Its product is annotated as PHAF1 protein At3g51130. Lineage: Eukaryota; Viridiplantae; Streptophyta; Magnoliopsida; Rosales; Cannabaceae. The transcript has 14 exons. The record is from RefSeq and is a predicted model, not a curated record. Bases 176 to 1396 code for a protein of 406 amino acids.